Molecule: messenger RNA, 1691 nt
Organism: Zalophus californianus (California sea lion)
Lineage: Eukaryota; Metazoa; Chordata; Mammalia; Carnivora; Otariidae
Gene: INTS12
Product: integrator complex subunit 12
Exons: 8
Coding region: 166-1554 (462 amino acids)
Biological process (GO): snRNA 3'-end processing
Cellular component (GO): integrator complex
Source: RefSeq, a predicted model, not a curated record
ACUGGGAGCCGGCUAGUUCCGGGAGCAGUUCGGAAGGGGCCUCCGGGAACGGACGGAGCAGCGGGGCGGAGCGAUGAUAUAUGGAAUAAUACCAUCUUAUGAAGUGACAGAGGUUGCUUCUCACUUUUCAUUAAAUUACUAAUACAGCUGUUUGAGGUGUUUGCAAUGGCUGCUACUGUGAACUUGGAACUUGAUCCCAUUUUUUUGAAAGCACUAGGCUUCUUACAUUCAAAGAGUAAGGAUUCUGCAGAAAAGCUGAAGGCACUACUUGAUGAAUCUUUGGCUCGGGGCAUUGAUUCAAGUUACCGUCCAUCUCAGAAGGAUGUGGAGCCACCCAAAAUUUCAAGCACAAAAACUAUUUCUGUUAAGCAAGAGCCCAAAACAUCAUCCAGUCUUCCUUCUGGCAAUAGUAAUGGCAAAGCCCUCACAACUGAAAAAGUAAAGAAGGAAGCUGAAAAGAGACCAGCUGAUAAAAUGAAAUCAGACAUCACAGAAGGAGUUGAUAUUCCAAAGAAACCUAGAUUGGAGAAACCAGAGACACGGUCCUCUCCCAUUACCGUCCAAACUAGCAAGGAUUUAGCUAUGACUGAUCUUUCCAGUUUUGAGGAGACUAGUGCUGAUGAUUUUGCCAUGGAGAUGGGAUUGGCCUGUGUUGUUUGUAGGCAAAUGACGGUAGCAUCCGGCAAUCAAUUAGUAGAAUGUCAGGAGUGCCAUAAUCUCUACCACCAAGAUUGCCAUAAGCCCCAGGUGACAGACAAGGAAGUGAAUGACCCUCGUCUUGUGUGGUAUUGUGCUCGAUGUACCAGACAAAUGAAAAGAAUGGCUCAAAAAACUCAGAAACCACCACAGAAACCAGCCCCCACAGUUGUUUCUGUAGCUCCAGCUGUCAAAGAUCCAUUGGUCAAGAAACCAGAAACUAAACUCAAACAAGAGACAGCUUUUCUAGCAUUUAAGAGAACAGAGGUCAAGACCUCCACGGCUAUUUCAGGAAAUUCUUCUAGUACCAGUGUUUCCUCUUCAGUAACUAGUGGCCUAACUGGAUGGGCAGCUUUUGCAGCUAAAACUUCCUCUGCUGGUCCAUCAACAACAAAAUUGAGUUCAACAACCCAAAACAACAGUGGGAAACCUGCUACCUCAUCAACUAACCAGAAGCCUGUGGGUUUAACUGGUCUGGCGACAUCAUCUAAAGGUGGAAUAGGUUCCAAAAUAGGUUCCAGUAACAGCACUGCACCCACUGUACCAUUGAAACCACCUCCACCUCUAACUUUGGGCAAAACGGGCCUUAGUCGCUCCGUUAGUUGUGACAAUGUUAGCAAAGUGGGUCUUCCUAGUCCAAGUAGUUUAGUUCCAGGAAACACCAGCCAGCUCAGUGGGAAUGGAAAUAGUGGAACAUCAGGGCCUAGUGGAAGUACCACUAGCAAAACCACUUCAGAAUCAAGCAGCUCUCCAUCAGCAUCCCUUAAAGGUCCAACUUCACAAGAAUCACAGCUCAAUGCCAUGAAGCGAUUACAGAUGGUCAAGAAGAAAGCUGCCCAGAAGAAACUCAAGAAGUAAUGUGGCCAAGUAGCUUUUUGUAUCACAUUACCCUAAAAUUUUAUUAUUAGGACAUAAACUGUAAUAUACUAUAAUUUAAUAAAAAUCUUCACAAUGAAAUUUCUAUUAUUUCUUACCUUAAAAUGCUAAAUGUUUUA